AUGGCCGCUGAAGCGAUACCCAACGAGCAUGCUUCCGCAGCUGCCUCGGCCUUGACAGAAUACUUCCAAGCCGCCGUCGUACUGGCUCAAGACAACUUUAGAAAGAUCCCAGGUAGCGCCAUCAUCGCGCGAUACGUCGCCAGCAGCUACCAGAACGACCCCAUUCGAUCCCUGCUCGAACUCUUCCUCGUUCUCUUCGCAUUGAGAACAGUCUUGCAGAGCAGGACACGCGGUGGUGCCAGCGGCAAGAACUUUGUCAACCUCUCCGGCAGGGAGAUCGAUGACCUCGUCGGCGAGUUCAAGCCUGAACCCCUCUGCGCUCCCCUCACACCCGCCGAGUCGCGAGAGCUCGCAUCCAUUCCCACCAUCGUCGGAGGUGCCAGCAGUCGGCCCAAGAUCAGCCUCGCCUCUCACAAUGCCGGCAAGCCCACGCAGGUCAUGAACCUCGCCAGCUACAACUUCACCAAUCUCGCCGGCCACGAAGCUGUCAAGGAGAAGGCCAUCGAGACCCUGAGAAACUAUGGUGUCGGAAGUUGCUCCCCUCCCGGCUUCUAUGGUACCAUCGAUGUGCAUAUGCAGCUCGAAUCCGACAUUGCGCGCUUCCUCGGCACCCAGAACUGCAUCAUCUACAGUCAAGGUUUCAGCACCGUUUCGUCCGUCAUCCCUGCCUUUUCGAAACGUGGUGAUAUCAUUGUCGCUGACCGCGGCGUCAACUAUGCCAUUCAGAAGGGCAUCCAAAUUUCACGCUCGACCGUCUACUGGUACGACCACAACGACAUGAACUCGCUCGAGGCCGUCCUGGAGCAGGUCAAGCGGGAUACGAAACGCCGACGUGGUCCUCUCACGCGUCGUUUCAUCGUCACCGAAGGUGUUUUUGAAGCGGACGGCGCCCUGGCGGAUCUGCCAAAGAUCCAGGAACUCAAGAAAAGAUACAAAUUCCGACUCAUCCUCGAUGAAAGUGUCAGCUUCGGAACCGUCGGUGCUACUGGUCGUGGUCUCACCGAGCUCUACAACAUCCCUGCCUCCGAGGUCGAGAUUCUUGUCGGAUCGAUGGCCAACACGCUCGGUGCAGCAGGAGGUUUCUGCGCCGGAUCCGACGAGGUCGUCUUCCACCAGCGCAUUAACGGCACCUCCUUCGUCUUCUCCGCCGCGUUGCCCGCUCUGCUCGCCGUCGCCGCCAGUACGGCUAUCUCGUACAUGGUUUCUCAACCUUCCAUCCUGACCACGCUCCAAGACAACGUCAAGUCCCUCCGCUCCAUUCUCGAUCACGUCGAAUCGUUGCGCAUCUCGUCCGACCCACGCAGUCCGCUGGUGCACAUCCAGGUCCGAAGCAAAACAGACCGUCACCCCGAUACGCCCGCCGACAAGUUCGACAAGGGCAAGAACAGCCUCGCUGUCGGCGACGUCAGCCUCACGCUCUCCAACAGCAACGACGAGAAGCGCAUCGCCGCCGCCGGUCCCUCGGAUCACGACUUGUCGGUGGACGAACAGAUGCGCCUCCUUCAGGCUAUCGUGGAUGACGCGUUGGAGCACGGGAUCUUUAUCACCAGGAUGAAGAGGUUGCCCAGCAUCAACGCUAAGGCGUUAGAGGUGGGCCCCGAGUCCAGGCCGAACAUUAGGCUGGCGGUGAGUACGGCUUUUACCAAGAAGGAGAUGGAGAAGGCCGGUAAUGUCAUCAAGGCUAGUGCGAUCAAGGUGCUUGGGAAAAGACGAUAG
This is a messenger RNA of Kalmanozyma brasiliensis GHG001, 1716 nucleotides long. Its product is annotated as Aminotransferase, class I/classII. The transcript has a single exon. NCBI's taxonomy places the organism in Eukaryota, Fungi, Basidiomycota, Ustilaginomycetes, Ustilaginales. The record is from RefSeq and is a predicted model, not a curated record. Gene Ontology annotation, cellular component: endoplasmic reticulum. Gene Ontology annotation, molecular function: pyridoxal phosphate binding; serine C-palmitoyltransferase activity. Gene Ontology annotation, biological process: ceramide biosynthetic process; sphingosine biosynthetic process. Bases 1 to 1716 code for a protein of 571 amino acids.